Molecule: messenger RNA, 986 nt
Organism: Prunus avium (sweet cherry)
Lineage: Eukaryota; Viridiplantae; Streptophyta; Magnoliopsida; Rosales; Rosaceae
Source: RefSeq, a predicted model, not a curated record
CUUACUCAAACAUAAAAAAGAUGGCCAAAGGUUUCAAGGAAAAAUUGGGUGAAGGAGGCUAUGGCUCUGUAUACAAGGCAAAGCUUCGUAGCGGUCACCUUGUUGCCAUCAAGAUGUUGGGGAGUUAUCUCUUUGAAUUGUGAGAAAAUGUUUGAAAUUGCGCUUGGAGUGGCUCGUGGUAUUGAAUAUCUGCACAGAGGAUGUGAAAUGCAAAUUCUGCACUUUGACAUCAAACCUCAUAACAUUCUUCUUGACGAGAAUUUUCUUCCCAAGGUGUCUGAUUUUGGAUUAGCAAGGCUAUGCCCGCUCGAUAAUAGCAUUGUAUCUUUAACAGCAGCAAGAGGAACUCUCGGAUACAUAGCACCAGAGUUAUUCUAUAAAAAUAUUGGAGGUAUUUCAUACAAAGCUGAUGUCUAUAGUUUUGGAAUGUUGUUGAUGGAAAUGGCUGGCAAAAGAAAGAAUUUAAAUGCAACCAUAGAGAAGUCAAGCCAAAUAUACUUUCCAACAUGGGUUUUUGACCAAUUGAGUGAAGGAAAGGACAUAAAAGUUGGAGACGCCACAGAGGAGGAAGAGAAGAUCAUAAAGAAGAUGAUCAUUGUGGCAUUGUGGUGCAUACAAAUGAAGCCUAGUGACCGUCCUUCUAUGAAUAAAGUAGUUGAGAUGCUUGAAGGAGAAAUUGAGAGCCUUGAAAUGCCUCCAAAGCCUUUUUUGUAUCCACAACAAAUGCCAGAAGUGGUUCCUGGGGACAAUUCAAGUACCACAAGUGCAUCAACAGUUACAAAUUCUACAGAAAUUGUUUUGAUUGCUGAUGCGAAUCAAACAAUGUAAUAUAUAGCAAUCUUGAUGUGCAAGGGAGAUUACGUAAUGAAUAAGCACAAUUAGACAUUUGGAAGGAAAUAAAUUGUAGGAUUUUCAAACGCUUCUUGCCCCCUUGUUGUAACACUCAAAUUGUAGGAUUUUCAGUAAUUGCAAAAUUCUAUUAGGUA